AUGGCGCGUGAUAUGUCGAACAAUGGCCUCGCCUUGUUGAGCGUCAGUAUCGUGAUGUCGGUGCUUCAGGUCAUUUUUGUUGCGUUGAUGUUCUACACGAGGCGUUUACAGCGGGAGAAAUUCGGGUGGGAUGCUUGGAUUAUGCUUAUUGCUUUAUUUGGGAGCCUUGCAAAGGCUGGCAUUUACAUCGCGAUGGUCGAAAUCGGUGGACUUGGCCAUCACUUCGCUGAUAUGAAGCACCCAGGGCAAAGCUUCAUCUUUAUUAAAAAGGGCUAUUGGGCCGUCGAACUCUUCGACUUUCCCCUCACGAUAACCCCCGCCAAAAUCUCCCUACUCUUGUUCUAUGUGCGCAUCUUCUACACGCGCAAAUUUAAAUUCUUCGCCUUCGGAGUUGGCUCUCUGGUCAUGAGCCUAGGCAUCGCAAUGUUCUUUCAGACGAUUUUUCAGUGCUCACCUGUCGACUAUGGCUGGGACAAGACUGAUAAAACGGGGUCAUGCAUUGAUCAAAUGUUCGUUUAUCGCAUCAUCUCACCAAUCAACGCCUUUACGGGGGUUUUGUUGCUCAUCAUGCCAUUGCCGCUUGUUUGGAGACUUCAUGCGCCCAAAGGGCAGAAGCUGGCAUUGACUGCUGUCUUUAUGAUUGGUGGACUGGGAACUGUUGCGAGUAUUCUGCGAGUCGUCCUCUAUUUUGCUUAUUCGAAAUCCGAACUCCAUGAAGUGACAUGGUUUUCUUUAAAAAUCAGCAUCCUCACUGUCGUUGAAGGUGCAAUCUUAAUUAUCACUCCUUGUCUCGUCUGCAUCUGGCCACUCUUGAAACGCACGGUUCCUCGACAAUUCGUGGACAAGAUGUCCUGUUACCCAAGGUCCCGUCAGCAUCGACAGUGGUAUAUGACCUCGCAAAUGUCUGCUCACCAUCGUCGCGGGAGUACGAGUGUACGGGUACGGAGGGACGACCAUUCGGGGAGUUCGGCUUCGUUGGUCGAUUUGGAAGAGCAGCGUUGGUGGUUUUCUGAAGACGGGGAUACGACGCCGACGUGUGAGAGGGUGUUUGUGGAAAAGGAUUAG
Penicillium maclennaniae is the source of this 1065-nucleotide messenger RNA. RefSeq lists its product as uncharacterized. The record is from RefSeq and is a predicted model, not a curated record. NCBI's taxonomy places the organism in Eukaryota, Fungi, Ascomycota, Eurotiomycetes, Eurotiales, Aspergillaceae. The transcript is spliced from 6 exons. The coding region runs from base 1 to 1065 and encodes 354 amino acids.